This is a messenger RNA of Beta vulgaris subsp. vulgaris (sugar beet), 1909 nucleotides long. RefSeq names its product UDP-glycosyltransferase 88B1. Gene Ontology annotation, molecular function: UDP-glycosyltransferase activity. The coding region runs from base 207 to 1643 and encodes 478 amino acids. NCBI's taxonomy places the organism in Eukaryota, Viridiplantae, Streptophyta, Magnoliopsida, Caryophyllales, Amaranthaceae. The transcript has a single exon. The record is from RefSeq and is a predicted model, not a curated record.
UAGUCUCAUGGUAUCCUCAAUCUUCGAAGACAGUGGGAGCCAGUAAGCCACGAGGAACAUCAUUCAAAUAUUUUAUUUACAGAUAAACUGUUACCAUACAAUUACCAUCAUACAAAAUUUCUGAUAUCAAGUUUUUCCUCAACCAAACUCAGAACUUCAUCUUAGUUAAGUUCUUUCUACUUUCUCCUCCACUAAAUUUUACAUCAAUGGAGAAAAUAGUACUUUACCCAUCACCAGGCAUAGGCCAUUUAAUCUCCAUGGUAGAGCUUGCUAAACUCCUCUUAACUCACUCAUCUUCUCUCUCUUCUAUAACAAUUCUCAUCCCAAAUUUUCCUUUUAUUACAGGCUCUUACUCCUCUUAUAUCUCAUCUAUUUCUUCAUCUUUUCCUUCAAUCACCUUUCUUUCUCUUCCUUCUGUUCCUCUCCUUCAUGGAGAUUCUUCCAACUAUGAAAAUAUGGAGCAACUUACAUACGAAACACUUCGUAAUAACAACCCUAAUGUUCUUCAAUCCCUUCAAUCAUUAUCUGUAUCAUCUCCAGUUUCUGCUUUUAUUAUUGACUUCUUUUGCUACAAUGCUGUUGAAAUUUCACAAUCUCUUAAUAUACCCACUUACUUUUUCUUCACUUCUGGUGCUUCUGCUCUAGCUUUCUUCCUUAACUUCCCGGUAUUCGACAAAAUCUCCUCUGAGCCUUAUAGGAAUCUCAAGGUUUCAUUUGAGAUUCCUGGGUUGUUCUCUGUUCCUGCUGAUCAUAUGCUAGAACCAAUGCUUGAUCGUGGUGUUAGUUAUUAUGAGUUUGUUAAAAUGGCUGAAACUUUGCCUAAAUCUGAUGGGAUUAUUAUCAAUACUUUUGAGUCAUUAGAGGUUAAAGCUGUUAUGUGUUUGAAACAGGGAAUUUGUCUUCCUAGUACUACAAUUCCUCCUGUUUAUUGCAUUGGUCCUUUGAUUGCGAAACAAGGUGAUAAUAAUGUGAAGAACAAAGAUGAAGAUAAACAUAAACAUGAGUGUCUUAAAUGGCUCGACUCACAACCUAGUAAAAGUGUUGUGUACUUAGGUUUUGGGAGUAGAGGUGUGUUUUCUAAGGAGCAAUUAUGGGAGAUAGCUUUUGGGUUGGAAAAGAGUGGAGUUAGAUUUUUGUGGGUUGUUAGGGCACCACCUAGUAAGAGUAAAGGUGAUGCAUUCUCAAAUCAGGAUGAGCCAAAUUUCGACACGAUCCUUCCAUAUGGUUUUUUGGAUAGGAUUAGAGAUAGAGGCCAUGUAGCUAAGUCAUGGGUACCGCAAAUUGCGGUAUUGGGUCAUGAGUCGGUUGGUGGAUUUGUGAGUCAUUGUGGAUGGAACUCGACUUUAGAGGCAGUAGAUACUGGUGUGCCUUUAGUAGCAUGGCCACUUUAUGCCGAGCAAAGAUUUAAUAAGAUCUUGCUUGUGGAGGAGAUAAGGAUUGCGUUACCAAUGGAUGAAUCGGAAGAUCGAUUUGUGAGUUCGAGUGAGAUUGAGAAACGAGUUAAGCAAAUUGUGGACUCGGAAGAAGGCGAGAUUAUAAGGAAACGAAUGUUGGAUUUGAAAGCUAAGGGUAGGAACACGCUCAAUGAAGGAGGUCCAUCGCAUGUGGCAUUGACUACAUUAGUCGAAUCAUGGAAAAAAUAAAGGGAACUCACUAGUCGAAUUGCAUAUUAGAACUUACUAAAAUUUGAAGUUGCUCCUAUAAAAAAAAUUGAUGUUGCUAGUAGUCUUUAGCUUUGAGUUAUAUUGAACUUCGGAAAAGAAUUGUAUGCCUUUUCUCUAUUAUUCUCAAAACUCUAUUGGUUAGAAAUAAGGGUGAGCGAGUUGCAGUAUGAACAUAUAUGUCCGUCAUUUGUUAUUGUUGUUGUGUCAAAUAUUUAUCUCAUAUUAAGAAGAGUGUUUUUUUACAA